Paramecium pentaurelia is the source of this 339-nucleotide messenger RNA. NCBI's taxonomy places the organism in Eukaryota, Ciliophora, Oligohymenophorea, Peniculida, Parameciidae. The record is from the annotation of a GenBank genome assembly.
AUGAGAUUGUUGUCGGGCUAUUUUCUGUUGAUCCUCAAAUAUGUUCAUAAAGUGUAAAUCAAUUUUCAACUUGUGAAUAGAAUCAGAACCAUUGAUUAGCUUUGGUGGAUAUUAAUUAAAUAGUCAUUAAUUGGCAUUUAUGUGUUUUUGACAUAGCAUAUUUUAAAUACUGGCGGUAUUGCCAGUAUCAAAUGUGAAUUACCAUUUUUAGAAUAUUUAUAUACUAUAUAAAAUGUGGAUUAAUGUCAAUUUAAAGAAGGGAAAUUUUUGUUGUGUUCAUUAUCGUUUAGAUUUCUAUGGAGCAGACAAUUGUAGAUGAGUUUCUAACCUAUCAGAUGA